This is a messenger RNA of Triticum urartu, 2654 nucleotides long. Its product is annotated as putative metal-nicotianamine transporter YSL13. Gene Ontology annotation, cellular component: membrane. The record is from RefSeq and is a predicted model, not a curated record. NCBI's taxonomy places the organism in Eukaryota, Viridiplantae, Streptophyta, Magnoliopsida, Poales, Poaceae. Gene Ontology annotation, molecular function: oligopeptide transmembrane transporter activity.
UGCAAACCGUCUGAACGACACUAAUAGCGCCUUUACGGAGUAGGACGUCGUAGCAUGUCCAUUGUGAGAGCCAUACACUGGAUGCCAACGCCCACAGGACCGGCACAGUCAAACCACCAGCCGUCACGCGGUCCAUCGUUGCCCCGAGUCCUCCUGACCCAUCGUUCUUGUCGUCGGAGGGGAAGCACCACUGCAUAUAACCCAAGGACCCCGGGCUCUGGCAUGCACCUCCGCCUGGCCACCUUGUUGAGAGCAGAAGGGUAGCGUCCGCGGUGCGCGCUCUUGCUCCGUCCGUCGCAGCCACCGGCGACAUGGCCACCGCUGUGCCGCGCACCGCCGGCUCGGACUCGUCCGUGGUUGACGUGGAGAUGGUGGAGGCGAGCGAGAUCCGGCGGCGGGCCAGGCCGGGCGACCGCGUGUCGCCGCCCGGCGACUGGGGAGAGUGGCGCGAGCGCGGCGUCGUCGCUCAGGGUGACCAGCCGGCGUCCCUGGAGCGCGUGUUCGCGGACCAGCGCGUGCCGUCGUGGCGUGAGCAGCUCACGGUGCGCGCCUUCGUGGCCAGCUUCUUCCUGGCCGUCAUGUUCAACAUCAUCGUCAUGAAGCUCAACCUCACCAUCGGCAUCAUCCCCUCGCUCAACGUCUCCGCCGGCCUCCUUGGCUUCUUCUUCGUCCGCCUCUGGACGUCGGCCAUCGAGAGGAUGGGGCUCCUCAAGCAGCCCUUCACGCGCCAGGAGAACACCGUCAUCCAGACCUGCGUCGUCGCCGCCUACGGCAUCCCCUACAGCGGGGGCUUUGGUAAUUACCUAUUGGCCAUGAGCGGCAGAAUCGCUUCGCAGGCAACAGAGGCAAAUAACCCUCAAAAUAUCAAGAAUCCGCAUCUUGGAUGGAUAAUUGGCUUCCUCUUCCUGGUCAGCUUCAUUGGGCUCUUCGGCCUUGUGCCACUGAGAAAGAUUAUGAUCAUUGACUACAAGCUGACCUAUCCAAGUGGCACUGCAACUGCCUAUCUCAUAAACGGCUUUCACACACCCCAGGGUGCCAAGAUUGCAGAGAAGCAAGUAAACAAACUGGGUAAAUUCUUGGUUCUCAGCUUCUUAUGGGGUUUCUUUCAGUGGUUCUACACAGCCACUGAUGAAUGUGGAUUCCAGAAAUUCCCAUCAUUAGGGCUGCAAGCUUUCAACAACAGGUUUUACUUUGACUUCUCUUCUACCUAUGUCGGAGUUGGAAUGAUUUGCCCACAUAUUGUCAACGUAUCUAUUCUAUUGGGAGGCAUCCUCUCGUGGGGAAUAAUGUGGCCUCUUAUAGCCAAUAAAAGAGGCAGUUGGUUCUCUGCCGAUCUCCCAGAAAGUAGUCUCCGUGGAAUGCAAGGUUACCGGGUCUUCAUAGCCAUUGCCGUGAUUCUUGGCGAUGGCCUCUAUCACUUUCUCAAGAUGCUCAUUCUGACGGUCUACUCAUUAAGAUCUCGACUCAAGACGGGCAGCGCUAGUCCUUUUCCUGUCUCUGAUGAUGAAACAAGUGACGGUACUGCUGCUAUCUCAUAUGAUGAGCAGCAGCGCAAAGAACUAUUUCAAAAGGAUCAAAUACCCUGGUACAUUGCAUAUGGAGGUUACAUUGCUGUUGCCGCUGUAUCUAUUGGCACAGUCCCGCAGAUAUUCCCUCAGCUGAAGUGGUACCAAAUAUUGGUAGCCUAUAUGGUAGCACCGGUACUUGCCUUCUGCAAUGCCUAUGGAGCUGGCCUCACUGAUUGGUCUCUUGUUACAACUUAUGGGAAGCUUGCAAUCUUUGCUUUCGGUGCGUGGACAGGUGCUUCAAAUGGAGGUGUUCUUGCCGGUCUGGCUGCCUGCGGUGUGAUGAUGAGCAUUGUUUCUACCGCUUGUGAUCUGAUGCAGGACUUCAAAACAGGAUACCUGACACUGGCCUCACCAAGGUCAAUGUUUAUCAGCCAAAUCAUAGGCACUGCAAUGGGUUGCGUCAUUGCUCCCUGUGUUUUCUGGCUUUUUUACAAGGCCUUUGAAGACGUUGGGAUCAGUGGAAGUGAGUACCCUGCACCAAAUGCUGCCAUCUUCCGCAGCAUGGCAAUACUAGGUGUCGAUGGCUUCUCAUCGCUGCCAAAAAACUGCAUCACUCUUUGCUACAUAUUCUUUGUUGGAGCAAUCGCUGUCAACUUGAUAAGAGAUCUUGUUCCCAAGAAGGUAUCGAGAUUUAUGCCAAUCCCAAUGGCGAUGGCGAUACCAUUCUACCUAGGACCAUAUUUCGGCAUCGAUAUGUUCAUCGGGACAGUGAUCCUUUUUGUCUGGCAAAGGCUGGACAGAGUAAAAUCAGACACAUAUGCACCUGCAGUUGCUUCCGGCUUGAUUUGUGGCGAUGGGUUGUGGGUUUUGCCCCAGUCAAUGCUUGCUCUUGCCAAGGUGAAACCUCCAAUCUGCAUGAAGUUCCUGUCAAGAGGGGUGAACGCCAAGGUGGAUGCUUUCAUCGCAACAUUAUCAUAGAAUGUUCGUCGCUGUUGUCAAUCAAAGAUUCAGAUUGAUGCCAGACAUGUAUGAAAUUUGCAUUUGUUCAUUUAUUCCCCAAAAUAAGCCAGUUUAGUCGAUAUAACUAGAUGUAAACUAUGCACAAAGAGAUGAAUGGCGAGUGGAUUAUUCUGUACUCUUUUGCAA